Messenger RNA from Paramecium pentaurelia, 782 nucleotides. NCBI's taxonomy places the organism in Eukaryota, Ciliophora, Oligohymenophorea, Peniculida, Parameciidae. The record is from the annotation of a GenBank genome assembly.
AUGAAUAAAUUUACAAGAGAAGAAUUUCUAUUUUUGGCUAGAAUUGCUUAAUAAACUGAAAGAUUUAAUGAUAUGAUAGAAUUCAUUAAACAUUUCCUUGAUUAAGAACUUAAUAAAGAAGAGAGAAGUAUAUUAUCAGCUGCAUACAAAAAUGUGGUAAUCUAAUUUAUUACUUUAUCAAAGGUUGGUAAUAAAAGAGCUGAAUUAAGAGUUUUGACUGCUAUUGAAUAAAAAGAAUCAAGAAAAUAAACUGAUUAAUAUACUUUGAAUUAUAUAAGAAAUUAUAAACAUAAAAUUGAAGCAGAAUUGAAAAAUAGUUGUGCUGAAAUUUUGAAUUUAAUUGAUAAUACCUUAUAUCCUAAUUCUAAAUAAGUUGAUAGUAAAGUUUUCUAUUUAAAAAUGAAAGGAGAUUAUAAUAGAUAUCUUGCUGAAUUUUUAUUAGAUAAUGAAUAUCAUGCAGCUGUUGAUUAAGCUACUCAAGCUUAUAAGUAAUAAAUCUAUUAAUUAUAAGAGAUGCUGAUAUUUUGGCCAAAUCUAAUUUAUCUACUACAUCUCCUAUUAGAUUAGGUUUAAGUCUAAAUUAAUCUGUGUUUUAUUAUGAAAUAUUAUAGAAUGCAUCAGAAGCUAUAAGAAUAGCUAAUGAUGCUUUUGAAUAAGCAAUUGCACAAGUAGAUUCUGUAAAUGAAGAAAACUAUAAGGAUUGCACCUUAAUCAUGUAAUUAUUAAGAGAUAAUUUAACAUUAUGGAAUAAUCCAGAAGAGGAAGUUAAUGAUGAUUAAUGA